AUGGCUGAAUCACUAGCUAACCCAAUCAUAGCCUCUAAAGACAGCCAAGAUGCUCUUGCUGGCCCAAACACUACAGGACCCCAGACGUCAGACCCUGUCAAGUCCGAAACAGAGAAAAAGAAACCACUAGGAACGGCAGAAGAGCUGCUUGAGCUGAAAGAGGAGCUUGCCCGUACAGUGGCAGUCGUUGAGAGACAAAAUCAUGAACGAGAAAGACUUGAGGCCCAGCUCAAGGAGAAUACAAAACAAGCCUCUGGUGAUGACUUAAAAGGGCUACUGCUGCAAGUGAAAAAUCACUUCACUGGAGUAGAGGAGAGAACCAAGGAUGAAACUUGGUCACUAGGUCGCAAGGUCUACGAAAUCGGUUGGGAGCUCCAGUAUAUCGAGGCUCUCACCGGAAUCGUGGACACUGCCUCAGAAGAGCGCGACAAUCUACGUAAUACCACGUCGAAGUUGCAGAGUUAUUGUAACAUGCUGAGAGACGAGCUGCAAAAAGCACGCCCUGGAGAUCGAAUUCUGUCCUAUGAAGAGAUUACUGAAAACGAGAAUCAAGAAGAAAAUGCGAAAGCAGGUGCAUUCAAUGACGGGCUAAUAGUCGAACUGAACCCCAUGGACUGGAAAAUGUUCAAGUUUCCACACAACCCCAAUCAGCUAGAGAGUCGAUACUUUGUCAUUGAUAUCUCGAUAGAGGAGCCGGUCAUCAGUUUUGACGACUACACCAAUCCCUGGUUUGCGCGCCGUACGUUACCACAGUCACAAGAAAGUACAGUAGGCGUUGUGGCAACGGCCGAAAAAAGCCUGUCUACAUGGAAAGAGAUGACCGACGGUUCAGAUCCCAGCAAGCAAGUUGUGCCCGAGCGAAUCCGAAUAAGAUCAAAGUACAUCAUCGACAUACUUCGAGAGAUUUUCCAAUUGAAGCCUAAGCCAUACGACAGCAACAAUGGGAUCGUCAUGGUCCGGCCCUACCGGGCACUUGUGCACUAUGAUAAGGAGAUUCGUGCCAGGUAUCGUGAGCUAGGAGAGGCUAUUCUUGCCAAAUCCGAGGAGGAGCCGCCUGAGGACAGAAAACCGGUGGAAACUGGGAAUGAAAAGCAAGAGACCUCUGAGACUAAGGACGCAGCUGAAGAUGGAUCGAAAGACGAACAUACGUCUUCCUUGACGGCUUAUCAGCAUCUCGGCUGCCUAAUUCAAUUUAUGGAUCGCGUAAUUCAGGCCAAAAUAAACUUCCUAUCACAGCCCUCCGCCCUGCGAACAAUAGCAUUCAAACACAUCUGGUACCUCUUCAAGCCAGGAGACACCGUAGUCGGCCAAGGACAGCAGCAAGUAUACAGAGUCAUGAACAUCACCAGCACCGGCCACUUGGUCACUCCGCCCUGGCGAAACUGGAACAAGGACGAAAACUCACCAGUAGAAAACAUCACUCUUCACUGCGUCUACAUCGACUUUGACGGCAAACAGCUGGGCCCGGUAUACCAAAUCUUUACUAUUGAAAAGUUUGACAGCGAAAAGGCCAUCACUGCUCUCGACGUCUAUCCCAUCCGAUUCGCAUCCGGGGGUUUUCGCGUUCGCAAUGGAAACACAGAAACCGGCGAGAUGUACUACAGAAGAACACUAGUAGAGCGCGGCAAGGUGUUUGUUGACGUUGCACAUAUAAAGCACAUGCACUACAACGGCUUUGCGCUGGAGACGCGCGACGAGGUCGACAGCCAAGUCAUGAUUGACUUUGCAGAGGCCUUUGCAGUAAAGGAUGCAGAAACAGCUGCGGCAAACGCCGCGAACGAGUCGGCCCAGGUGAAUACCUGGCAGCCAAAGGUGGAAUCCAUCAUUGGACGAGAUCUGGGACAAAGUUCUUCAUCAGACGACAAGGAUGCGCACUCGUGUCUGGGCGCUUGCUGCAAAGGCGACUAUGUAUAUGCCGACGCCUACAUUGAGAAGAAGAGAUAUGAGGAAUACGCCGCAAGCAUCAUACCCAAUCCCGAGGAGCUUAAUAUUGAGCCGCCUGUGGCUAUUCAUCCGCGUGCAUUGAAGGAAUUGACAGCAGCCAAGAAUCCGCUGACAGAUGACGACUUCUUGAUCAUGCCGUAUCGGGUAUUCGGUUUCGUCUUGCGAAGCCGUAAAUGGGCAAAACUCGAUCUUAAAUACUUGACUGCCGUGGACGAAGUCCUAAAGAAGAAGACAGCUUUUGACCAGCUUGUCCUCCCAACGGGCCACAAGGAUAUAGUCCACUGUUUGGUCGCUCAACACUUUCGUGACAAGGCUGCUAGAGUCAGUGACAACGAAGAAGUUGAUAUCGUACGAGGAAAAGGAAAGGGUCUUAUCAUCCUGCUCCACGGAGCUCCUGGAGUGGGCAAGACAACCACAGCUGAGGGCGUUGCUGAACGCUUCAACAAGCCAUUGUUCCAAAUUACCUGUGGAGAUCUCGGCACCACAGCCAGCGAAGUCGAAACAGCCCUAGAACGCAACUUCAGCCUCGCCAACCGCUGGGGCAGCAUCCUCCUCCUCGACGAAGCCGACGUCUUUCUCGCCCAACGCUCCCCAAAGAACUUUAUCCGAAACGGACUCGUCGCCGUCUUCCUCCGCGUCCUCGAAUACUACGCCGGCAUCCUCUUCCUCACAACCAACCGCAUCGGCGACUUCGACGAAGCCUUUGCCUCCCGCAUCCACGUCAGCCUCUACUACCCGCCCCUCGACCUCAGAUCCACCCGCAAAAUCUUCAAGCUCAACCUGCGCCUCAUCAAGGAGCGCUUCCAGGAGAAGAACCGCUCCAUCACCAUCAACAAGAAGGAAAUCCUAAACUACGCAAGCGACUAUUGGGAGAAGAAUGAAAAGAUGCGCUGGAACGGCCGCCAGAUCCGAAAUGCCUGCCAGACGGCCCUGGCCAUUGCCGAGUUCGACGCCCAAAAGGAUGCUUCCGGCGACGACGAUGCCAAGGACGCGCAGGUCACGCUAUCCGACGGCCACAUCAACACCGUCUUCUCAGCUUAUCUCGAGUUCAUGCGCUACCUCAAGAACAUCUACGGCAAGGACGCAGACAGAGUAGCCAAAGACAUGGGAAUCCGCGCGCGAGAAGCCGCUAUCGCCAGGCUAGUUGACGCCGACGACUCAAGCGACAGUGACGACGACGAUAAACCCGCGAAGAAGCAAGAACAAGCUCAACCGCACACAACUCCUCCACAAGCUCUCACUUCUCCCACCAUCCCAUUCCUCGACAACAAAAUCCCCGCCAUAGCAGAAAUCAAUCCCAGUCCCAACCUAGCCGCCCCCAGCCUCGCCACCACAAACGGAUCACCAACUCCCUCCUCCUCAGCAACAGCCGGACACUACCAAUUAUCCUCCGGCCAACCCCAAUCUCAAUUCCAAGCUCCGAAUCAUUACAUGGUACCCAACGGCUACCCAGCAAACGGACCCCCACCCACCUUCUACCCUCCCUACAUGAACAUGAUGUACAACCCCCAAGCCUUCAUGCAAGCCCAAGGCCAAUACCCAAACAUGGCCUCCCAGCAACCACAACUCCAAGCACAAGCACAAGCACAAACGCAAACGCAAACGCAAACACACACGCAAACUCAAGCAUCCUUAACGCCUGGCAGCCCUCCCCAGAUGCCAAACGCAGCAGCAGCACAACAAAUGCCCAACAUGAUGCAACAGAUGCCUCACAUGACGCCGCAAAUGGCCGCUCAGAUGGCUGCUCAGCAGGGCUGGCCAAAUAUGAACUGGCAAGGCAUGCAAGGAGGGGGGCCGGUAAUGUAUCCCGGUAUGGCCAUGAGCAAUGCUAACGAGAGCACUCCCCCAGUGUCACAACCUGGAGCUUGA
This is a messenger RNA of Trichoderma gamsii, 3813 nucleotides long. RefSeq lists its product as hypothetical. Bases 1 to 3813 code for a protein of 1270 amino acids. Gene Ontology annotation, molecular function: ATP hydrolysis activity; ATP binding. The record is from RefSeq and is a predicted model, not a curated record. Lineage: Eukaryota; Fungi; Ascomycota; Sordariomycetes; Hypocreales; Hypocreaceae. The transcript has 6 exons.